This is a messenger RNA of Carassius auratus (goldfish), 3811 nucleotides long. RefSeq names its product heterogeneous nuclear ribonucleoprotein C-like. The record is from RefSeq and is a predicted model, not a curated record. The coding region runs from base 1504 to 2406 and encodes 300 amino acids. Gene Ontology annotation, cellular component: nucleus. Lineage: Eukaryota; Metazoa; Chordata; Actinopteri; Cypriniformes; Cyprinidae. The transcript has 8 exons. Gene Ontology annotation, molecular function: RNA binding.
CAGACUAGACUCCUGUUUGCUGUGUGUACUUCUUCCAUUACCCUAUAGUAAAUACCUUCGAAAUAGUCUGUAGACUGUGUGGAUUUGUUUUGUAAAGACAUUUAAUAGUUCAUAGUCUAAAUCAGCUUCAGCAAAGUCCAGCAAAACACUAAACCACAUGCUUCAGGGGCAGUUUGCUAACCACUCCUAGAGAGAAUCCAAACCUUUGACAAUGAAGUCUAGCCUAAUUUUUGGAUUAAUGGUAGUGUUGUGUUAGAUGAGUGGAAAGACAAGUCUUCAUCUUGCUGUGAUAGAUUGUUGUAGGUAAUUUCAAGAAACAACAUCUAAAUUUCACAUUUAAAACUCAUUGACUUCAUAUGACAUAUCAUUAAGAUUCUAAUCCCCAGUUUCACAGACAAGACUUAAACCUAGACACAGAAAAAAUGUAUUAUGAGCUGUUUCAGAAACUUGCACUGACUGAUCUUGAAAUAUACCAGUGCCCUUUUGGAUCCAGAUGCACACCAUUUUUUUUAUUUUAUUUUCUAAAGCAUGUUAAUAAAAAAAUACAUUUCCUAGUUGUACUAUGGCCUUAUCCUGGCUUAGUCUAAGUCCUGUCUGUGAAACCAGGCCUAAAUUAGUGUUUACGCUAUUGAAUCUUCGAUUGGCAUGGGUGAAAACAAAGAUAAUUGUAACAGUCUGCUUUUGACUUUAUGUAAUACUGAUAAUGGAAGAGGCACAGAAAAUGUCUUGACUAAUCAUUAAAUUGCUGAAGUAAAGGUAACCGUUAUUGUGAAACUUCCUACCAAGUAUAGAAAUGUACAGGGCCUAACUUUCUUUAAAUGUGGUCUAUCUCUCCUGGUGCCUGAGGAGAUUUGGAGAUUUUAAUUUGCGUUGACCUCUGACUGGCUCCAUAAUUGUCCCGUAGUGACGGUUUCACCUGCUUUCAUCCCUAUAAAGCUGGAAUUUCCUACAGACACACUGAUAUUCAUCUUUUUGUUCAGCUAUAAUACAGACUUAAUGGUGCAUCUUAAGAUGUGCCGAAAGCAUCUUUUAAUAGACCUUUUUAAUCUCUCUUGACGUUGGUGUUAAAGUCUUUUUUUCAUUAGCGUAGGAUUUGAUUGCGUCACACUGGGAAACGUCACUCUAUUUGACACUAACAAUUUUCCCUUAAAUGAAAGAGUUUAGUUAGAGAUUAUGUGACACUGAGCAUGUUUAAAUACUUUAUGGUGACAUGGCUGUUCUGUUUCACUUGGGAUAUCUGUCUGGAUUUCAUUUUCUUCGCUUCACGUUGUGUGCACCAACCACUGGGUGGCAGCAUCCGAACACUAGACUGCUUGUUUGACCUUGGGAAAGUGUUGAUUGGUGCGAUGUCCGUGAAAGUGCGGUGGGUUACAUCACCCACCCAUGCAGUACAACCUUACCCACAAUGCACUGCUGAGCAGCAGCUCAAUGGUGUCCAAUAACAACCCUCUUCUCUCCAACAGAAUCAGGCAGACAGACGACUCGACCUGAAUUACAGACAGAAUGGAUCAUUCCCCUUCAACCAGCAGCCUGAUGGCCAGCAACGUCACCAACAAGACGGAUCCACGUUCGCUGAACUCCCGGGUCUUCAUCGGGAACCUCAACACAAUGCUGGUGACCAAAGCCGACGUGGAGGCCAUCUUCAGUAAGUACGGGAAGAUUGUGGGCUGCUCCGUGCACAAAGGCUUUGCGUUCGUCCAGUACGUCAACGAGAGGAACGCCAGAGCGGCGGUCGCAGGUGAAGAUGGGAGGAUGAUCGUCGGACAGGUGCUCGAUAUUAAUCUGGCUGGUGAGCCGAAACCUCAUCGUUCAAAGACCAUCAAACGCUCUGCAGGAGAUAUGUACAGUGUUUUCUCCUCCAGCAGUUCCUCAUUUGAUCUGGACUAUGACUUUCAGAGAGAUUACUAUGACAGGAUGUACUCGUACCCGUCACGCGUCCCCCCUCCUCCUCCUCCUCCUCUCUCGCGGGCGGUGAUUCCCUCCAAACGAGCGCGUGUUAGCGUUAGCACCGGCGGCAGCCGCAGGACCAAAACCAGCUUCUCCUCCAAGAACAGCCAGCGCACGUCACGCACCAUGAGAGCCGACGAUCUACAAACCAUUAAGAAAGAACUGACUCAGAUUAAACACAAAGUGGACUAUCUGCUGGAGAGCCUGGAGCGCAUGGAGAGAGACCACAGCAAGAAAUCAGAGGUGAAGAGCUCUAAACCAGAGGACGCCUCCCCGCAGCACUCCAGUGGGAAGAAAGAGCGCGAGAGCACGGACAUGAACGACUACGAGGACGAGGGAGACCUGCUGGAGGAAGAGGAGAUCAAGAGUCGAGGAAGGGAGGAUGAUGAUGAGGAAGAAGAGGGUGAGCAGGAGGAAGGAGAGGAUGAUGGAGACAGCACCAACGGAGACCAUUCUUAAACAUGUCCGACGUGGACACACAUGCAUGCUCACCGUCAGAUAUAGAGUAGAUCCUCUGACCUUUAAUGCACCCUUAGUUUUAUUUUAGAAGUCCAGAACAUUAAGACUCAUCAUGAAAAUGAAUCUCAGCUUUACACUCCAUCGCAUGAACCCCGGACUUCAGCCAGCGUCCUCUGAGAUCUCGUCAGUCUUGACCAAAUCUGCAUUUACAAAAAAUUAACGUUUUCUGCUUUAGGAUUGAGAAACUACUUUUAAUUGCAGUGAAAUCUCCUUCAUUGCUGUGACAUUGUGGCAUCACCAUGCCAAGCUGUUUUAAUACUGCCAACCCAAAAGCUUAGAUGUGUUUGCAUAAUAAAUGGAAGAGGAACUACUUAGAAGUGCUGUGAUUGGAUUUUACCAAAACUGUUAUAGUUUGUGCUUGGAUGAAGGUUAGAGAGGGGACAAAAACGUUAUGUAACUUGGCAACCCAUUAAAGACAAACUCUAAUAAUCAACAUCCUAAAUGGCUAUUGUAGGUUUACUAGGUGAUUGACACAUUGAUGAGCCAAUCAGAAUGCAUGGAAUCUGGAGACUACAGCUCCUAAAGAGACACUAACAUGCAUUUUUUACAUGUAACCUUGUUCAUUGGUUUGCACCAAUUGGAUUGCCAAGCCUAGGAAACAUUCGCUGUCCCACUCCAGACACGUUCAGGUCAUCUUUAAGAUCUCAAACCGCUGCAUGAGUUACGAUGGUGAUAAUGGUGGCUGGAGUUAGGGAAGGUUCUGCCAUGGUCUUGAGCUCAUUUUAACCAGCCUGUGUAGACUAAUAUCACACAGAUGCGCUCAAAUACACGUGAAUGUCCUUCUUUACCAAUGCUUUCCUUGAGUCUUGUGGUUGUGAGACCCUUCUGUGCUGGGUUCUGUUAAGCGUCAUCAUCUUCCCCAACACAUACUAGACUAUUAUUAGAUCUCAGAUUGCUUUCCAGUCGAGUCCCGAAGCUUUUGACGGACUUCAGUCCCCAAACCCUGAGCUUUCUGAACUCAUCCAGCAGGAGUUUGUUUGUUUGCGUCGGUUCAGGCGCAGCAGUGUUCCUCUAGGACUCCUUUUGGGAGAUAAAUGUAGAGUUACUCAUCCUGGCCAGUGGGCGGCAGUGUGGCCCAGUUCUGUUAUUUAACCUCUCAGAAAUACUGCUUGAUUGAACAGUUUUAUAUUCAUUAAGGGGUCACUGAGUUUGUGAAUACGUUUGGAUUGUACAGUCAUUGUAAUUUUACCCGUGGGUUUGUAUCUGUGUACAGUGACACUAAGAGCUGAGUUUGCUUCUGAUAAAUACAAGCUGUGUUUGUUGCCGUUUUCUUUUCUUUUGUUCCGUUUCUGAUUUCUGUUUGGUCUGUGAAAUAAGUUUCAAUAAAUCUAUGAAUGAAAUCUCA